CGUGCCGAGACGACGGCCAGGCGACGGCCCAGGCCCGCAGUCGAGGGCCGCCCGGGCAGACGAGCAUGCCGACCGAGACGGGGCUCAACUGCCACAAUGGCACCAUCAAGUACCUCCUGUUCGUGGCCAACUUCGCCAUCGCUCUGUGUGGGCUGGUCGGCAUGGCCCUGGCGGCCUCCCUGCUGGCCACUGACGCCAGGAACGUGGGCGACCUAGGCUGGACCCUGGGCGUCAUCUCCACCAUCGGCUUCCUCACCUUCUUCAUCGCCUCCCUGGGAUGCCUCGGCGCCAUCCGGGAGAACAGCCGAAUUCUCAUAGCGUACGCGGCGUGCCUGCUGGCCGUCAUCGUCUCCCAGAUCAUCGCCUGCGGCGUGCUCAUCGCUUACUCGGACUUCGCGGACCAGACCAUCGACAGGAUGUUCCUGCACGCCAAGAUGGGCGACCCCUUGUUCGGCUACACCGUGGCCAGCAUUCAGAGCAAAUUCCACUGCUGCGGCUACAACAGCCCGUCCUUCUGGUACCGCAGCAACGGCAGCGACCUGCUGCCCACCAGCUGCUGCGACGGCGUGCUGCUGGACAAGUGCACGCGCGACGACGCGCGCCUCUUCAACGUGGGCUGCCGCAGCGCCUUCGUCGACUUCGUCAAGAAGUACGGCAUCGCGUUCGGCACCGUCGGCCUCGCCAUCGCCCUGCUGCAGACCCUGGGCAUCUGGUUCUCGCUGGCGCUCGCGGCGCGGAUUCGGGACCUGGAGCGCCGGAUGAAGGGGCUGUGAAGCGCCGCCAAGCAGACCCGACCGUCCAGACUCCGCCAGACGCUCGCCGCACCCUCGCCGACGUCGCCUGCAGACUGAGAGUCGUUGUCGUCGCGCUGUCCCUCUCGCACCCAGACGGGACGCCCCGUGAGUGCGAGAGAGACGGAGCGACGAAAACGGCCCCGCGACGUGACUGCAGCCUCGCCGGCCUCGCCUCCAGCGACCGCGGCCUUCGCGCGGCCGCCAACCCUUCUCUCCACUUUUCGUUUCUUUUUCUCUUUUCCGAAUAUAAUCAAGUUGGAAACUGGA
Thrips palmi is the source of this 1061-nucleotide messenger RNA. Its product is annotated as 23 kDa integral membrane protein-like. The coding region runs from base 66 to 773 and encodes 235 amino acids. The record is from RefSeq and is a predicted model, not a curated record. The transcript has 5 exons. Gene Ontology annotation, cellular component: membrane. NCBI's taxonomy places the organism in Eukaryota, Metazoa, Arthropoda, Insecta, Thysanoptera, Thripidae.